Molecule: messenger RNA, 759 nt
Organism: Camelina sativa (false flax)
Lineage: Eukaryota; Viridiplantae; Streptophyta; Magnoliopsida; Brassicales; Brassicaceae
Source: RefSeq, a predicted model, not a curated record
AUGGUGGAGGAUCAAAAGGAAACGACGAGUUUCACGUUUGAGAUAGAUAACUUCUGGGAGAAGGAAGCUGAUGUGAUACAGUCUCCUAUAUUCUCCAGCGGUGGUGGCUGCGAAUGGUAUGUUGACGUUUAUCCCAAAGGAUACGGUGCUGUUAAAGAUCACUUGUCUGUGCACUUCUGCGUUGCGACUCCUGAAUCACUCAGACUUGGAUGGAAAAGACGAGCUGAUAUUUCACUCGUUCUUUUAAAUCAAUCAGGCAAAGAGCUCUACAAAUCGCCUAAAUAUUGCAACUUGUUCUGCGCUCAGCUGCUAAAACGGGGUCAUUCAAGGGUUUCCUCUCAUAAGAAGCUUAAAGAAGAAGGGCUUCUGGACAAACUGAUCGUUCAAGUCGAAAUAAAAGUAGUUGAGGAAGGGGAGAUAACUGGGAAGGAGAUGUUAGAUGUCCGUGGUUUCCAAGUUCUUUACUCUCAGGCUACUUCAGCGACUCGCCUUUUAGAGGGUCACCCGGACAUUGCAGUAAAUUUCAUACCAAAAAUCCCAUUGGUGAAGACAGCGUACAUGAGUGCCCUCCUUGGUCUUGUCGAGACACUGAACAAGCCUCCAGAAAGCUUCACCGAGACUGAGCUAAAUAAAGCUAAGAUGGAGUUGAAUGAGCUAACAAGAGCGGGGUUUAAGCUAGACUGGUUGGGUACAAAGCUUGAUGAGCUUUCUUCUUAUGACAAGGAUCAGAAAGCAAUGCUGACGAUGGGGAUUCACUAG